GAGUGCUGGGGAGCUGUCACAGGGUGCCACACUCAGCAACAAAGGGAACGUUACCUGCUGCUGCUGCUGCUGCUGCUUCGGCAAUGCUGCACGCACAGGAGAGGCCUAAGCACUGAGGCUGCCACAUGGACGUCAGGCUGCGCAUGGGCGGGUACUGAAAGAACUGGACCGGUAAUGAAGACAUCGGUUGCUACUGACAUUUCAUCUAUAUAUAUUUUGUCUAUGUUAACAGGAGUUACAUGUACUGGAGGUAUUGGAUAUAUAAACCAGUACAUCCAUCAAGAAUACACAACUAAAAUUUGUUUAAGUGUUCAUGGGGUUUCUCAUAUAUUUCCUGCCAGGAAGCUUACAACUGCAAAUGCAUACGACUGUCUGAAAAUAAAAGGUCUCUCAAGUCUGAAGUUCAAAAGGAAAAGUUAGAAGCUGUCUCAUCAAAUCCAGGAGAUGCUAGGAGAAUUAAGUGAGGUGGAACCAUGGAGAUCAUGUCCUUUCACACCUGCUGUAGACUCUAGAAGCCUGUAAGUGUGUUGGAGGUUCUUUUUGCCCAGGUGCAGCACUUUGCACUUGUCUUUGUUGAACUGCAUCCUAUUUCGUUCGGCUCAUUUUUCCAACCUGUCCAGAUCCACCUGGAUCCGUUCCCUACCCUCUGGUGUUUUAAAUUUGCCCCAUAAUUUGGUAUCAUCUGUGAACUUGGACAGGGUAUUCUCCACCCCCUUGUCCAAGUCACUGACAAAGAUAUUGAAUAGCACCAGUUUAAGGACUGAGCCUUGUGGGACUCCACAGCCCACAUCUUUCCAGGUCGAUAUCGACCCAUCCACCACCACUCUCUGGGUGCAACCCCUAAGCCAAUUUGCCACCCACUCGACCAUGUAAUCAUCUACAUCACAGCCUGUCAGUUUAUUUACAAGACGAGCAUGAGAUACCGUAUAGAAGGCCUUCUUAAAGUCUAGGUAGAUGACAUCUACCUCGACUCCUGCGUCUAAGCAUUUUGUCAUAAAAAGAAACAAGGUUAGUCAGGCAGGAUCUACCUGCAAUGAGUCCGUGCUGAUUUCCUUUCAGCAUUAUUUCCCCUGCUGGGCUCCCACAAAUGUGAUCCUUAAUGAUUUUUUCCAGAGUUUUUCCAAGGAUAGAGGUGAAACUAACUGGCCUAUAGUUUCCCAGCUCCUCCCUCCUCCUCUUCUUGAAAAUAGGGACCACAUUGGCCCUUUUCCAGUCCUCUGGGACCUGCUUGGAGCACCAUGAGUGCUUGAACAGCUGUGCCAGUGGCUCUGUUAUGACACUGGUCAAUUCCUUCAGCACCCUUGGAUGAAGUUCAUUUGGGCCGUUGAUUUGAACACAUCCAGCCCCUCCAAAUUCCCCUUCACUAAGUCUGCGCUAACAGUUGGUGGGCUGGUGUCCCUCCUGUGUCUAUCUAUGAUUCAAUUGGGAGAUUUGUCUUGGUCUGUGUCUAAGAUUACAGAUGCAAAGAACUCAUUGAAGAGUUCAGCUUUGUCCCCCCUCUCUGUCACCAAUUGCCCUAUGUGGAAUCAGAGGGAAUGUAUGCCUUGGACUUUGAUUGUUUUGGUUGUGGGAUGACAUGGCCGCUUUGUGUGGAGUUGCUGGCUCGGUGCAGUGGAGCGGAUGGGGGCAGGUGUUUGUUCUUUGUGGCUCUUCUGCCGGUGCUUCGCUCACCGCGGCCUUGAAGGUGAAGGGAAAGGGGUGUGUGCAGGGUGGAUUUCCGGGUGCGAGAGGGAGGUUUGUGGGCUGGCCCUACCUCCCCCAUGGUUCCCAUCCUGGUGGCAGCGGAGAAAUGAUGAAGUAGUGUUGUAGCCGCUUUUCAUGCUGGUUUCACUGUGUGAUCACAUGAGUUGUAAGCGACUGUUAAAAAGUAUAUAAGCCUCCUGAUUUUGCUUUUGGGGGGGGACCCCUUCCAAGUGCUUGGGAAAUCCAUGUCACUUUGAAACUCCCCCUACAGCUGUAGUUUCUUUUGAAUAAAAGCUUCUGCUGACCUGACCCAAAAGUACUCUGUGUGUGUUUCCACGACAAUUCCUGGUGCCGUGACUUGGAUCCAGAACACAGGCUGAGGAAGGAGGACCGCAGGCUACCCCCCCCCGAACGCUGAGGCGCCAAACUUGAGAGGUCCAAGAAGCCUUACCUCAACCACCGGAUGUUCCCUGUCACAACCUCGAACCAGGGGAUUGGAUCUAUGUAAAGGUCUAUCAACGGAAAAAUGCACUUCAACCCAGAUGGAAAGGACCUUUCCAGGUACUUCUAACCACUAAUUCUGCUGUUCGUUGCCAAGGUCACCAAACGUGGACUCACGCCUCGCACUGCAAGAAGGUAUCACCUCCAUUGGACCCCGAAGCAGCUGUAUUCCAACCAAGGUUGGGAUCUUUCCCUGAGGCCAAGGACAAAGACCCUCAGGACCUCACUCAGGCAAGUGAGGAGCAUCAGGGUGCAAGUGCUAGUAACCUCUCCCCUGCACCCAACACCUCAGCCCAGCCGGAUUCAUCAGUUGAAGAACGAAGAUAUCAUCUUCGGUCUCGAAGAAAGUGAAUGCUCCCAUUCGGAAGAUCACCACCUCGAUCAAGACCAAGAGCCGACAUUAUCAGUCCUUUAGGUUACUUGAGCCCAGAGGACGAAGAAAGACUUUGGCUGCCAUCCUGGGUUUGGCUGGUAGUGUUCUUUUUCUUACUGGUGCUGGUUAUGUUUGUUGUUAAGAUUCUUUGUCCCUCCUGUAUCUAAAAAUGGCACUGAUAUCCUUAUAUAUCACACUUGGGUAUCUCAGUAUCACCCAAGGGGGGUGGGAGAAAAAUUUGUAUUUGCAGAUCUCCUAUGCGGUGGCUCAAGCUGGAAAUAAAAGUGACUGCUGGAUAUGCUCUCACAGCCCAGCACACCUACACCAAGGAAUCCCAAUGAUCGGAGUACCAAUAUCCCUCCAGCAAUGGGGAACAAUAAACGGCGGCUUCGUUAGACACUACUCGUUAGCUGCCCAUCGGUCCGCUCCUAAAGAAUGGAGGGCCGCCCCUGCUAACUGGAUAAUCUCCCCAAGAGUUUGCCUUUCUGUUACAGAUCCAACAACACCGGAGCUUAUAAUAAAGCCACACCUGUAGGACACUACCCUCAUUGCCUAGCUGCUCUAGAUUGUAGCCCUGGUAGCACCAGUGGAAUCCUGUUGGGUGGCGUACCCUCUCUCAAUUGUACAGGAUUCAUGGUCUACAACUUUUCUAAGGAACCUCAUGUUGCUCUCAUUGCAAACAGAUCGGAAUUUUACAUUCACUCCAAUUUUACUUCUUGUGAUAUAUCUCGGUCCAGCAGGAUGGCAGCUGAACGUGGACCGUCCUAUACGAUGCAUAUCAAUCGAAAGUGCCGGAUAGGGCACAACAACUGUCGAGAUUUGAGUACCCUUUCUGCCCCAGGCCUUUACUGGCUCUGCGGAAACAGGGCUCAUAAAAUCUUGCCCUGGAAUUGGGUGGGGGCAUGCACUCUUGGACGUGUUAUCCCUGGUUUCGAAAUGCAUAGUGCAGUAUAUCUGGAACAAGUAAAGGGUUUCAACCAUCACAUGAAAAGGGCGGUUGGCCCCUUGGCUGCCAGAAACACAGGGUUCCGUCGAUUUGUGAGAACCUUCAUGCCGUGGCUUGGAGUGAGAGAAUUGGAACUGGCCAUAGUUAGCAUUUCAGCCACAAUGGAAGCUAUGGGGGGUGCCACUGCGGAUACAGUUCAGGCUCUGCAGCGGGAGAUCUCCCAGAUCUCACGGGUGGCUAUGCAGCACCGCAUGGCCCUAGAUUGCCUGUUGGUGUCCCAGGGAGGAGUAUGUGCCUUGGUAGACUCCACCUGUUGUGUCUAUGUCAAUCAGGACAUGCGAAUCGAGGCUGACAUUCGCAAGGUCCGAAAUCAGUUGGGGGUCCUACAUCAAGUGGCCUCGGAGAAUACUGACUGGGGUCUAGAGGAGGUGUGGUCUUGGCUGACCUCCUGGCUCCCGGAUUUCGGGGCCCUUGGCAAGAAAAUCGUGUAUGGAAUGUUGUUUGUCUUGAUAGUUCUGAUGGUGUUCUGUGUCUUGAUGCAGCUGAUUCUCUGCUGCGUGAAAGCCAGCAGGGGAAGCUUUGGCGGGGCAAGAGGGCCCACAGCAGAGUCUAGAGUGGUGGUGUUGCAAAGGUGUGAGCAGAUUGGGGGAGAGCAUGAAAGGCUGCAUGGUGAAAUGGAGGGGCUCAUGAGAGUGGAGGUUUAGGGCUGAAGUGAGACUGAGUGCUCUCAAAGGGGGGGGGGCUGUGGAAUCAGAGGGAAUGUAUGCCUUGGACUUUGAUUGUUUUGGUUGUGGGAUGACAUGGCCGCUUUGUGUGGAGUUGCUGGCUCGGUGCAGUGGAGCGGAUGGGGGCAGGUGUUUGUUCUUUGUGGCUCUUCUGCGGGUGCUUCGCUCACCGCGGCCUUGAAGGUGGAGGGAAAGGGGUGUGUGCAGGGUGGAUUUCCGGGUGCGAGAGGGAGGUUUGUGGGCUGGCCCUACCUCCCCCAUGGUUCCCAUCCUGGUGGCAGCGGAGAAAUGAUGAAGUAGUGUUGUAGCCGCUUUUCAUGCUGGUUUCACUGUGUGAUCACGUGAGUUGUAAGCAACUGUUAAAAAGUAUAUAAGCCUCCUGAUUUUGCUCUUGGGGGGGACCCCUUCCAAGUGCUUGGGAAAUCCAUGUCACUUUGGAACUCCCCCUACAGCUGUAGUUUCUUUUGAAUAAAAGCUUCUGCUGACCUGA
Alligator mississippiensis (American alligator) is the source of this 4718-nucleotide messenger RNA. Its product is annotated as syncytin-2-like. NCBI's taxonomy places the organism in Eukaryota, Metazoa, Chordata, Crocodylia, Alligatoridae. The transcript has 4 exons. The coding region runs from base 3191 to 4207 and encodes 338 amino acids. The record is from RefSeq and is a predicted model, not a curated record.